CAGCGUACAUGAUAAAUAACACUCCGAUUGAAAGACGUGAAGUCAUUGUUGAAUGUGGGAUUAACAAUUUCAAGCAAAGAUUCAAUUUUGCACUGUGGCAUAUUUUGAAGAAAACUGGUAUAUCUAUAAUGUCACACGAACGUAAGCAAAUACAAAUACCAAGUGCGGCAGAGCAACCACAUCCAUCUACCAGUUUGAUUUCAGAAGACGGAUCUGAUAGCCAAAAUGAAAAUUCAGCAUCUUGUACAGGAAAGUCAAAGAACGAGAAGAGGUCGGACUAUUUAAACUGGGAAGAGUAUUUCAUGGGUAUAGCCCUGAUAACAGCACAAAGGAGCAAAGAUCCAAAUAGACAGGUGGGUUCGUGUAUAGUAAAUGCAGAAAAGCGCAUUGUCGGCACUGGUUAUAAUGGUAUGCCAAAUGGAUGUAGCGAUGACGAUUUGCCAUGGGGAAAGAAUUCUUCAGACAAAUUAGAAAAUAAGGAGUAUUAUGUUUGCCAUUCCGAAAUGAAUGCAAUCGUAAACAAAAUGUCUUCAGAUAUCCGUGGCUCUACUAUCUAUGUUACAUAUUUCCCUUGUAAUGAGUGUGCCAAACUUAUGAUACAGGCGGGAAUAAAAUCCGUGGUAUACUAUGAAGACAACGAUAAAGAAGAGACAAAAGCUGCAAAAAUAAUAUUAGGAAAAGCGAAGAUAGAAUUCAGGCCAUAUAAACCUACGAAUCAAAUUCUGCAGAUCAACUUAUAAAACGUCACAAAACAGAACCCAUUUCUUCUAAUAACGUUGUGCAUCUAAUAGAAGAGAAAAUUUAUUUCCGACUUCUCAGGCGCAAAUCUGGAAAUAUCCUGGCACUUUUUUGCGGAUAGAAAAUAUGUUGAUAUUUACUUACUUAUAUGUACAGGCUGAUUCCUUUUAAGAGAUACAUUACAGAAUGACUUUCAUUUACUUAUUGAUAAAAGGAGAUUUGGUUUGAAUUAACCCUUAGCCUGCUGCAGGCGAAUUUAACAGCCUUUGCAAACAGCUUGGAACCAGAUCAGACGCCGAUUAAAUCGGCGUCUGAUCAGGUUCCAAGCUGUUUGCUACUCUGACAAUAUUUCUUCCAAUUUUGGAGCAAAUUGAAUGAACUUUACAAUUUUAGUAGACGACAUUUCCAGCAGACAACAAUUUAUCUAGCAUGCUUAAGGUUAAUAUUGUAUAUCAAGUACAUUUAUUCAUAAGCGAGGAUAAAUUUAUCAGUAAUUCAACUAAGAAAGAAUGCAUUAUUUCUUAAAUUUCCCCAAAAGGGUUGUCAGAUUGUUCGGACAUUUGAUUAACAGUAAGAGUAAAACAAGGCUUUACUAAAAAUGUAUUAGUGUUCUCACGUUUACAGCAUAACAUUUCUAGACUGUCAAAGUUAAUGUUAUAAAAUACUGUGAAAAUGAUCACUUACAAUAUGAUGAAAAUGUAUACACGUGAAAGUAAGAGAAUGUUUAAAUUAACAUGUCUUGUGAAAUAAAUGCCCAUUUUCAUUCAAAAAACCA
This is a messenger RNA of Mercenaria mercenaria, 1513 nucleotides long. RefSeq names its product deoxycytidylate deaminase-like. Bases 9 to 740 code for a protein of 243 amino acids. The transcript is spliced from 6 exons. NCBI's taxonomy places the organism in Eukaryota, Metazoa, Mollusca, Bivalvia, Venerida, Veneridae. Gene Ontology annotation, molecular function: catalytic activity. The record is from RefSeq and is a predicted model, not a curated record.